Molecule: messenger RNA, 402 nt
Organism: Parnassius apollo (apollo)
Lineage: Eukaryota; Metazoa; Arthropoda; Insecta; Lepidoptera; Papilionidae
Source: the annotation of a GenBank genome assembly
AUGACAUUACAAAUUGAUGAACCUGAGCAGAAAAGAAGGAAAACAAAAACUUCGUCUGUUAUUAAUGUCACCUCGAUUGUGCCCGCAAUUAAUGUCCCCGGACCUAGUAAAUUCCCAGUGGUAGCUAUGACAUUAGAUAGAUACGACAUUUCAGACCGUGCUGGUGCUGCCAUCGUGUCGGCUACGUUGCAAGAUAUCGGUCUGGUUACUGAGAGUGACACGUCAAGUGUUAUCGACCAUAGCAAAAUUCGGCGCGCUCGCGCACAAACGAGAAGUUCAGGGGCUGCAGUUAACGUGCUAGAUGGCGAUGAUUUUUGGUUUGUAUAUCAUUUAAUGGCCGCAAAGAUAAAACAAUGUUAUAUGAAGAUAAUCGCAGAAAAACCGUUGUUGAAGAGCACAUAA